Lecanosticta acicola is the source of this 974-nucleotide messenger RNA. The record is from the annotation of a GenBank genome assembly. Lineage: Eukaryota; Fungi; Ascomycota; Dothideomycetes; Mycosphaerellales; Mycosphaerellaceae.
AUGGCUUCCAAAGUGAGCUCCCCUCCAACAAUAAUCUUCCUCUCCAGCUGCUCCUGCUGUACCUCCCCGUGCUUUGUUGCGCCGCCAAGCUAACCUUCGCCAUGUCUCAGUUCCUGCGGGAAUACAAGCUCGUUGUCGUCGGCGGUGGUGGUGUCGGAAAGAGUUGUUUGACCAUCCAGCUCAUCCAAUCUCACUUCGUAGAUGAGUAUGAUCCUACCAUCGAAGGUCAGCCAUCCCGAUCCCUACGCUCCCGAGCGCAAUCAUCGCCUCCCAAACAAAGGAAUGCCAGACUGACGCGCUCUUUGCAGACUCGUACCGCAAGCAAUGCGUCAUCGACGACGAGGUCGCAUUACUAGAUGUCCUCGAUACCGCCGGCCAAGAAGAGUACUCGGCGAUGCGCGAGCAAUACAUGCGAACCGGUGAAGGCUUCCUCCUCGUCUACAGCAUCACCUCACGACAGAGCUUCGAAGAGAUCGUCACAUUCCAACAGCAAAUAUUGCGAGUCAAGGAUAAGGACUACUUCCCCAUCAUCGUCGUCGGCAACAAGUGCGAUUUGGAGAGCGAGCGACAAGUGAGCACAGAAGGUGGGUCGAUACUACACGCGCAUAAAUGUUCCGCGAGGAGAAGGCGUACUGUACUUCCACGUGGUGGCCACGCGUGAAGUCGGACAUGCUCGCUUCAGAGUCGCAUCCGCGUCGUACGGGCAUGGAACGGAGACAAUGGCUAACGUGAACAUUGCAGAGGGCAAGCAGCUCGCGCGGUCAUUCGGAUGCAAAUUCAUCGAGACUUCCGCCAAGUCGCGCAUCAACGUCGACAACGCCUUCUACGAUAUCGUACGUGAGAUCCGAAAAUACAACAAGGACAUGUCGGGGUACCCUGGCGGCGGUGGAAGCGGCAGCAAGCCAAAGGACGAGAUGGGAUUCCAAGAUCAGGAGCAAGAUGCAGGCUGCUGCGGGAAAUGCAACGUAAUGUAG